Messenger RNA from Bicyclus anynana (squinting bush brown), 554 nucleotides. RefSeq names its product NADH dehydrogenase [ubiquinone] 1 beta subcomplex subunit 9 (gene ND-B22). The transcript has 3 exons. NCBI's taxonomy places the organism in Eukaryota, Metazoa, Arthropoda, Insecta, Lepidoptera, Nymphalidae. Gene Ontology annotation, biological process: mitochondrial electron transport, NADH to ubiquinone. Bases 69 to 503 code for a protein of 144 amino acids. The record is from RefSeq and is a predicted model, not a curated record.
AAAUUCUAAUCGAAAUCGAUUGCGAUUUGCGGGCUCGCUGCGCUGUCGCUGCGGUCAACAAAACAAAAAUGGCGAAUGUACCUCUUGGCAUAACAACUCAUGCUCAAAAAGUUUGUAGCCUUUACAAAAGGGGUUUACGUAAUUUAGAGUCUUUUUAUGAUAGACGAAAUGUAUACCGUUACCAAGCUGUGCUCCUCAGGGAGCGCUUUGAUAAAAACGCCAAAAUGACCGACAUGAUCAAGGCAGCCCAAUUACUGAAAGAAGGAGAAGAGGAGCUGUUCUUAAAACAACAUCCUAUUCCUAAAAAAUUCCCUAUGAGUGUGGGAGGUGUAGCCCAUCAACGUGUUGUCACCCCGCCAGACUGGGUGCUGGACUACUGGCAUCCGCUGGAGAAAGCUCAGUAUCCAGAGUACUUCAAACGUCGUGAAGAGAGAAAGAAAGAGUUUAUCGCCAUGUGGGAGAAGGAAUAUGGCAAAUCGGACCCUAAAGAUCAACACCAUUAAUCAUUGUAUAGAGUUAUUUAUAAUAGUAAAAGUAAUUGUUAUAUUAAUUUA